Messenger RNA from Fusarium falciforme, 1815 nucleotides. RefSeq lists its product as hypothetical. The record is from RefSeq and is a predicted model, not a curated record. Lineage: Eukaryota; Fungi; Ascomycota; Sordariomycetes; Hypocreales; Nectriaceae. The coding region runs from base 1 to 1815 and encodes 604 amino acids. The transcript has 4 exons.
AUGGGUUCCGUUAUCGACAUGCCGCUGCGAAUCGCCUCUGCCUCUGGUUCAGUCACGGAUCGGCGCCACGCGCUGGCCGACUUGACCAAGGAUGAGCAGGUCCAAUUCAUUGUUGGCGAUUGGCUGUCCGAGUACAACAUGACCACCAGAGGAGGAGGAAAGGUUGACAGCGCAGGCAGUUCGGAUGAGUUUGAGAUUUCUUUCCUUGAGGCUCUAGAGCCCGCUUUGUCUCUCCUGGAUUCGAGAAAGAUCAAGCUCGUGGUCAACGCCGGUGCCAGCGACACUGAGAAACUUCACCAAGUUGUUGUGGAAAAGAUUGCAGCCGCUGGGCUAAGCCUCAAGGUCGCGUGGAUUGGUGGAGAUGAAGUCUUGGAUGUUGUCAAGAAGGCCGUCACCGAGGGCAACAAAUUCAAGAGUCUUACUCACGGCGGAAACCUCGAGGACUGGGGCCUGGAACCCAUCUACGCUCAGUGCUAUCUCGGUGCUUGGGGUAUCGUCGAAGCACUAAAACACGGUGCCGACAUUGUCUUGUGUGGCCGAGUCGCCGACGCCUCACCCACUAUCGGAUGCGCUGCUUACCAUUUCGGCUGGCAACGAGACGAGUAUCAGAAGCUGGCCUCAGCAUUCGUUGCCGGCCACUUCAUUGAAUGCUCCACGUAUGUCACCGGCGGUAACUUCAGCGGCUUCAAGGACUUGGUCGGCGAUGUAACGAACCUGGGCUUUCCUAUCGUGGAGAUGAAGAGCGACGGCACCUUUUACGUCACCAAGCAGAAAAACCGCGGUGGCAUGGUCACUGUCGAUACGUGCAAGGCGCAGCUGCUGUACGAGAUCCAAGGUCCCUUGUAUUACAACUCAGACGUGGUAGCCCAACUUGAGGACAUUAUUCUUGAACAAGCGGGCGACGACAAGGUCUAUGUUCACAACAUUGGCGGGCUGAAGCCUCCUCCUACCACCAAAGUCGGUAUCACCGCCAAGGGAGGCUACCAAGCAGAGGCACAUUACUUCCUCUGCGGUCUGGAUAUCGAGGAAAAGGCCUCUCUACUCGAACGCCAAGUACGGGCCAUCCUGGACGAGUCCAAGUUCCACUGCCUGAAGUUCCGUGUCAACGGGCGAUGUCCUGAGAACCCAAGGAACCAAGACGCUGCGACUGUCGACGUCCGAAUCUUUGCCCAAUCCCGGACCGAAGAGUCACUCAGCACUGCAAACUUCUUUCGCCCAGUUACGGAUGUCAUUAUGCAGUCCUACCCGGGCGCUACAUUCGCUGUAGAUGCCCGACAAGCCCACCCCAAACCAUACUAUGAGUACUUUGUCUCUAUUCUCCCACAGAGCGACAUUGCUCAUGUCGCCCAUGUUCCCUCAAAAGGUCUCGACAUUCCCAUCCCAGCCCCUACCGACACGCUGGACUUUGUCUACGAGCAGACUACCUAUGAGACGGCACUCCCCCUCGAUCUGGCCAGUUUGGGUCCUGCCAGACAGGCCCCUCUUGGCCAUAUUGUCCACGCUCGCUCUGGCGACAAGGGGUCUGAUGCCAACGUUGGCUUUUUCGUUCGUCACGCUGACGAGUGGGAUUGGCUUCGAAGUCUCUUGACAGUAGACAAGAUCCGAGAACUACUGGGGGAUGAUGACACCGGCAAGCCCAUUUUCCGAUUCGAGCUCAAAAACAUUCUAGCUGUGCACUUCCUUCUUAAGGACCAUCUAGACCGAGGUGUAGCCUCCAGUUCAACGUAUGAUGUGUUGGGUAAAAACUUGGCGGAAUACUUGAGAUGCAAACUGGUGGAUAUUCCAACCAAGUUUCUGGAUCGUGGAAGGAUUUGA